This is a messenger RNA of Drosophila rhopaloa, 1907 nucleotides long. RefSeq names its product prostatic acid phosphatase (gene Acph-1). NCBI's taxonomy places the organism in Eukaryota, Metazoa, Arthropoda, Insecta, Diptera, Drosophilidae. The transcript has 6 exons. Gene Ontology annotation, biological process: dephosphorylation. Bases 188 to 1492 code for a protein of 434 amino acids. Gene Ontology annotation, molecular function: phosphatase activity. The record is from RefSeq and is a predicted model, not a curated record.
GUUAUCGGGCAAACAAAGCUCUUUGUGUGGUUAUCAAAACUUGUCCUCCAAAAUUUAUAAACAAGGAAAUAUGACAAUUGCCUAAACUUCAGAUUGCCAGUUGUAUAUAUGCAAACGACGCACGACCAGAUCGCCAGUUUUACGGUUGAGUCGCUGUGGGUCACUUGUAACAAGUGUAGCUCUGAAAAUGUGGAACGACCUCGGCCAACGCUGCCUAAUAUUGAUCUCUGUGGUUUGUGUGCUGUCUUUCGGGUUGGCCAAUGCCCUCAACGGCUUUGCUAAUGCCGAAGGUUACCCAGAUAUUUCAGUCACACUGCCUGGCCAACUGAAGUUUGUGCAUGUGAUAUAUCGCCACGGCGACAGAACACCUGUAGAUCCGUAUCCCACGGAUCCCUGGGGCGAUCUGAAGAACUGGCCCACCGGUUGGGGUCAGUUGACCAAUAUAGGCAAACAAGAGCACUACGACCUGGGCAAAUGGCUAAGGAAGCGCUAUUCAUCCCUUCUUCCCUCCAAGUAUUCAGACGAUGACAUCUAUAUCCAGUCCACCGAUGUAGAUCGCACCCUCAUGAGUGCCCAAUCCAAUUUGGCUGGUCUCUACGAACCACAAGGUGAAGACAUCUGGAACUCCGACAUAAAAUGGCAGCCUAUUCCUGUUCACACCAUCCCCGAGAAACAGGAUCCCAUUUUGGCCGCUAAGGCUCCGUGUCCUGCCUAUGAUUACGAGCUGGAAUCCCUGGAGUCCUCUCCAGAAUUUAAGACUAUGACCGAAAAACAUCGAGAUCUUUUUGCCUACUUGAGCAAGAAAAGCGGACGCUCUGUCAAAACCUUCGUGGAUGCCCAGUAUUUGAAUAACACCUUGUUUAUUGAAAACCUGUACAAUAUGACACUGCCGGAAUGGACUAAAAAGGCUUAUGGCGGCGAGGAACUCACUUAUGUGGCUAACUUUGCUUUUGCCAUCAGUUCUUAUACACGAAAGUUGGCAAGACUAAAGGCGGGUCCACUGCUGAAGGAUAUUUUCCAACGGUUUGCCGACAAAUCCUCAGGGCGUCUAGUUCCAGAUCGUUUAAUGUGGGUUUAUAGUGCACAUGAUACCACUAUAUCUAAUGUUUUGAAUGCUUUAAAACUGUUCGAGCUUCAUAGUCCUCCCUACACGGCUUGUAUAAUGCUGGAGUUGCGUGUGGAUGAGAUAAAUAUGCCACUUGUGUCUAUUCUCUACAAAAACACCACCGCUGAGCCUCUACCUUUGGAUAUACCCGGCUGUGGUCCGUCCUGUCCACUAAAAAAACUGGUCGACCUUUAUCAGGAUGUCUUACCCGUGGAUUGGGAGCGCGAAUGCAAACUCUCUACGAUGAUGAUGACUUAUGAGGAGGCCAACUUGGGCGCGGCGACGGGCAUAAUCGCUAUUGCGCUGCUAUUCACAAGCUAUGGACUCAUGAUCUACUACCGCCGGCGCAACUACAAGCUGUAUACCUCAUACUCUCAAAUGGCCUAGCCACAUACCUUUGCCAUUCAGUGAAAAGCAUUACUUAAAUCUGAAUGCCUUCUCAGCUCUCCAAUUGCCAAAGGGAUUUGUUUUUCUUUUGAUAUCCUAAGUUGCCUUUGAGUGGAACUGCCCGUCUCAAACAGUUGUUGUUAAUCGUGGUUAAUACUUAGUUAAAACGUGCAUUUCACCCAGAGUCUUUUUGUAUUGAUUAGUUUUUUUAGUUUAAGUUUGUGCAUUUGAUAAACACAACUGUUUAUUAGCAUUUAAAUGGAAUGAUAACUGGUUUUGUUGUUAUUGAGUGAAAGAUAUAGAAUACCGUGAAGACUGUGAAUAGAGAUCUUGAAGUUGCAUACAUAUAUACAUAACAUAUUUAUACAUAUACAUUUUUAUGAAAUUAUCUUUGAUGAAAAAUUUAUUGUAUUAA